Acipenser ruthenus (sterlet) is the source of this 5047-nucleotide messenger RNA. Its product is annotated as four-jointed box protein 1-like. The record is from RefSeq and is a predicted model, not a curated record. The transcript has a single exon. The coding region runs from base 347 to 1633 and encodes 428 amino acids. Gene Ontology annotation, biological process: cell-cell signaling. NCBI's taxonomy places the organism in Eukaryota, Metazoa, Chordata, Actinopteri, Acipenseriformes, Acipenseridae.
AGUAACCAGAGAGAGAGAGACAGAGAGAGAGCAAACGGGUAUAGUUGUCUGUGGGGAGAAAAAGCAAGCAUACGCGUGCAAAACAAAGAAUGAAGCAACAUUUCAAAAGGAAAAGCAAAGACCAAGCUAAAGCGGUUUUGGACCCUAUUGUAUUCCAACAGAAACUCAUUUGAAUGAAUUGAAUGAAUUGUGACAGUAACGUUAGGCAGGAUAAUACUGCUGAUUCUGUGUAUAAAUCCAAUUUGUGUUGCCGGGAACUUGAAUUCAUUGACACACGUUGGGUUGCUGACACUGUCUUGCCGACAGUGCGCUUAAAAAAGCGGAGAAGCGAUUAUCUUCAGCAAGCAUGAGGAUUGCCUUGGCCAGAUCACUUGUCGUGUUUUUCCUGUGCUCCUGUGCGUCUCUUCUAUAUGUUUGGACCGGACUGGUUGAAAUCGGGCACGGCAGGUCCAAGCGGGCUUUGGGCACGCCGGGGGCGGCAGUUCUAACUCGCCAGCCAGAUAAACAAUCUCCAAAAACUUUCCGAGCUCUCCUGGAGGGGCAUGUGGUGCACAAAGCACGCUUCAGUGCGUAUAAGAAUAUCAGUAACCACACAGGCUAUGGGUCCGCUACCGGUAAUCUUAAAGUCGAGCAGACGAAUUUAAACACCCACAACAGCAACCACCAACAGGUACACACGGGACUGCAUGGGCUGGUAGAAGACGGGGUGUUCUGGAGCGAUCGACUGGAGUCGCUGUUGCCGAGAGGGUUUAGUAAUGCCCACGCUCAGAGCUGGAAGAGCGAAACCCGGGCAUCCCAGAUUGUAUCCCUGGAGAAGGGCUGCGGUCGGACUUCGAACCGACUGGCUCGUUUCUCAAACGGCACCAAAGCUUGUGUCAGAUACGGAAUCAACCCAGACCAGGUGCAGGGGGAGACCCUCUCCUACUACCUAGCCAUCCUCUUGGGCAUCCCAAACCUGCCGCCGCUUGUCCUCUCCCAAGUAAACCCCAACAGCGGACAAUGGUCAAGAGUGAGGGGGGAGGUAAUGGACUCGCAGUGGUCUGAGAACGCUGUUGUGUCGCUUACAGAAUGGGUGUCAAACUUAACCGGCGUAGUCACCCCAGCGCCCCUUAGACAGGAGGGCAGGAGGCUGCACCCGCUUCGGGAGGACUUGGAUAACAGGACUACAGGGGAAGUACUGGAGCUGGUUCAAUGGACCGACCUUAUCUUGUUUGACUACCUGACGGCCAACUUUGACAGGCUGGUCAGCAAUGUGUUUAGUCUGCAGUGGGACUCCAGAGUGAUGGAGAGAGACACCAGCAACCUCCACAAGGUUCCCAGCGGCGGGCUGGUGUUUAUAGACAACGAGGCCGGGCUGGUCCACGGCUACCGGGUGCUCGAAAUGUGGCAGAAGUACCACGAAACGCUACUGAGCUCGGUGUGUCUCUUUAGGAAAAUAACUGCCAGCCGGAUCUUUGAUAUGCACCGGCUCCAAGAUGCAGCAGCCAGACUACUGAUUCUAUACCGGGACAGCGAACCGCUAGCGCCAGAACUAGGGUUCUUGUCUGAGGACCAGGCUGGUAUUUUACAGAACCGUGUAGAUCAAUUGUACAAACAUAUAUUGAACUGCAAGGAAAAGUAUAGCCAGUUUUAAUAUAUUCAGGGUCUUAACGUUGUUUUCACGAUAAGGAACUAAGCAGUUAUGAAUGUCUUUUAAAGACGGGGAAUCUGCAAAUGAAAAAAAAACAAAACAUUUUGAUGUAGGUACAGCGUUAACAGACAAAUAUUUAGUGUGUGUGUCUUUAUACUAAAGUUCCCCUUUUAACAAUUACCUACCUCUGAACCGCGGGAAGGCUCCGUUUAUCUCUGGUUUAUUUAGUUUGAAAUUGGGGGCAAACGGAGCCGUGUUAAUAGCAUUCACUUUGAUUUAAUUUAUAUACCGACUAGAAAGAAAACAAACAAACAAAAAAAGAUUUGAAAACGCUGCUCCGAUAGAAAUGUAUUUGACCAGAAAUGCUAAUAACGGCUUAUUUAUAUCCACAGUCCUCUUAGGAGUGACGCGUAUUGUGUUACAAUGAAUGUGAUUGUGUUAGAACAAAGCACCUCAGAAUGACUGGAGUCUACAGUAGCUUUAUUAUAUAUAGGGAAAAAAGCGGUUUCUUAGAUUGAGAACAUCUUGUUCUGUGAAAUAGCCGUUAGAAUAGUACAGCAAAAGCUCUAACACGCAGCCUUAAUAUCAACACCCCGUAAUUUUGAGGAGAGAUUUGGAAUGUAUGAAAAGUUGUAAAGGAGGUAUGAAUAUGUAGCUUUCACAGCCCUUUCAAUUAGAAAGUAUUAAUUUGUAGUCUACCAACGCCUUAAAUUAGACAUGAUUCUAAGCGUCAGAAGCUUAAUGUACAGUUUUAAUGUAACAGAGAUUUUUCUUUUUUCUUUUUUUUUUUUAAAGAAAACAACACUAGUUGAAUAAAAAAUCUUGAGUUUUAUUAAACAUGUUAACACAAUACAUAUCUAUCGUCUUAUCAGCUAACAUUCCAUUGCUAUUUCUAUUGUCAAUUGUAUUUGUAUUGGUUGAUAAUACUGAAUCUAGCUUUUUUCACAUCUUCAACAUCAGUAGAAUAAAGGCUACCCCUAGCUCAGUGGUCCUCAAAGUGGUGUCCGUGGCAGAUGUUCUUAAAUUGUGGGUCGUGAACGCAUUUCUGGCGGGUCGUAGCGUGGGAAAAUAAAUAAACCUUUAAACACGCUUUCCAACAAAGCGUCACAGCAGUCUGUUGACAGUGCUGCUCGCUUAUGCUGUGCUUGUACGUACUCGACAUAUUCUUUUUUUUCCAUGAAGGGUCUCUAUGAUACAAUCAACCAAUUGAAUAUCUGCAUUUUCUCUGCGGUAGCCCAAUCAUAAGUUAGCUAGGUGGGACAUAAACUGGGUCUGUUUCAGUUGCAGGUACUGACAGUAAGUUUAACCAAUAGGAGAGUCAAAUAUCUGCCAAGUGUUUUAUGCAGCUGUCCAAUCAUAAGCAACCAGAGGCCGUUCACGGUAUUUUGCGUGAAAAUUAAAGGCGAGUGAGUAGCCAAUGGGAAAGUGAAAGAUCUGACAGCUGUCUAAUCGUUUGUGAGUAGAGGCGGGGUGUUAACAUGGGUGUAAGCAUUACAUUUCGCUGACUGUUAUUGAGAAAAAUAAUACAUUUCAGUAAUUAGAAUUAAAUUAUAUAUAUAAACACCAUAGUAGAUUUAGUUAUGAAUCCAUGUCGCGGGAAGGCAGUGUUUAAGAUAAGAACCUAUGCAAUAGUUGGCGUGCCCGCAAACAGCCAAUUAAGAUCAAUUUAUGCCCUUGCCCAAAUUAUUUUGAGGAUCACUACCCUAGCUGGACCUGCUUCUGUGAUUUUUUAAAAAUGAUUUAUGACGCAAGCUUUUAAAAGUUUCAAGUGGUCUCUUGGGUUGAGCACUGCUGGAUGCACAUCUCCUGUAUCUCAGCAUACUGGUCAUGUGGCUCCUUACUCAAACCACACUGCAGUGCAGCACUCCACUAUCCAGGGCUCUUAAUUGUGCCACAUAUGAAUAAUUUAUUUGGUACUCUACUCUGUAUUGCAGUAUAUUUAUACAGGCACUGGACCACAAUACACUGAAAUAUUGAGCUUUGUUUUUUUUUAAUAUGAUGCAUUUAUUGUGCUUUGCAAUAACUAUUUUUUGCUUGACCAGAUAUCCCUGUCCUUUACUAUAGAUACAGUAUUUAAAUGAACCCAUUGAACCACCUAUACAUUACUUUACUAUUUCCAUGGUUUACUGCUGUAGAAUUGUCCAUGUAUAAAGGUAUUAACACUGUUAUACUGUAGAAACAACUUGUUAGAGAUCCGGUUUUAAUAGCCCCUAACGCACAAUUAAAAUCUUGUAGUCAGGGAUUAAGAGUCAGUCUAAUGUGGCCGUGCUGUAUCUUAUUUUGGGAACCUUAAAGGAUUGUUGUUGGUAAAAAAAAUAAUCAAUACAAAUUGGAUCUGUCUUUGAGGAUCUGGACAAUUUUACUGUAUUCCACAAGGACAAUCAGAGACUCAGACCCAAAUGCAGGUAACAGUAUGCAUCAGGGCAUCAAAAGCAUUUCAGUUAAGAAAAUAAUAAUAAUAAUAAUAAUAAUAAUAAUAAUAAUAAUAAUAAUAAUAAUAAUAAUAAUAAUAGAAAAUGAUUGAAUAAUUUAAUUUCUGUUAGAAAUUCAAAGUGGGACACACAUUUCCCCUUUCCUUCAGCAUAGUAAACCCAGUGAUGUGAACCCCGACAGAACUCCCAUCAAAAUAGUUUGAUUUGUUUUAUUUUGCAACUGUUUGAAAGUUAAAUAGGACAGGCAAUUAGUCACAUUUUUGCAUUAGUUACUUAAUAAAGAGCCCUUAUGCCCGAGCAGUCCUAUUGUUCAGAAGAGCUGCUUAGUGUCACAUGGCUGAGCCUUUACCAGAAGCAGUCUUGUACACACUUGAAAACCAUGUAAGCCCAAGGGCCCUUCUGUAAGUCAAUGUGUAUUUAGUGUGAGCUAAAUAAAAGCAGUGUGUUGCAUUACCCAUUGCUACACUGGGAUGAAUGUUUCAGAAGCGUUUGCGAGCAGUUGGCGCUAGUUUAUAAUUGCGUUUAAACACUUAAAUAUAUACGUACACUUGAUCAGUUGUACGUAUAUAAAACACAGAUGCUGGGAUUAAAGAUUACAUUGCAAACUUCAUCUGGUGUUGAGGCAUCUUCAGUUUCUGCUGGUGUAUAGAUUUUGGUUGGAUGGCUUGGUUUUAAUGUUGCACAAGUUCAGACAGGCACUUACUGGCAAGGCCCCAGUGAUUCGGAAACACAAUGUUAAAUGCUGUGUUAGCUGAAUGAGUGCUACAGUGUCUGUAAAGAGCGAUUGCAGGACAGAAAGCUUCUUUCGUCUUUUGUUACUAAAAAUGAAAAUACUGCAUUCCAUGUUACUGUUAUUAAUGUACUGUAUGCUCUGUUUGUUAACAGAUGUAUCUCCAUCAAGCACUUUAUGUUGAAUUUGAUACUUUUAUGUGAUUACGAGGUUGUACGUAUUGGACUAUCAAAAUAAAUGAAAGUGUAAUAUUGA